AUGGCGGCGGCGAUGCGACUUGCGGCCAGGCGGCUCAUGGGCGGCCAGCGACCCCAGGCGGUUUACAAAUCCGUCCUCUCGCCGCUGGUCGAGGAGGAGCAUCGCCGGCUGAUUCCAAGGCUCAUCAGCGGCGGCCGACCGGCCUAUUUCCCUGAGAGAUCUAUGUCUCCCGGCGGCGACGGUUGCAAAAACUUUUCCGGCGCCCGCUACGCUGACGCCGCUGCACGCCCACCGAACGGCAACACCGCCCUGAAGCAACCUUGUGAAGAACCUGUGCCAGAGCUUGACCCAGAGAGAGCAUGGGCCUAUCGGCAGUACUGCGAGAUUGAGACCAAGAAACACGAGCUCUUCUACCUGAUCGCUGAGUUGGACAAGAGGCACCCAUAUCGUAGGUAUACAGGAAAAAACAUGGAACUCCUCUUCCAUCUUUUCGGGCACGUUGAUCCUAAUCCCAGCGAUCCCCUCUGGUGCCGCGCUGAUGCAAGAGAAAGACUGAACAAUCGUCUGCUAUAUGGAAUGUCUGCAGCGAUGGCCACUUGGCUGUAUUUCGAUUGGGAGAGUUGGAGAAGAAGGUCUCGAGUCCAAAUACUGUAUUCUCCUCGAGAUUACCGAGCUGAGGGCACUUCAGGUCAUUAUGUACAAAUACCUCUUUAGAUCAUUAUGUAGAGUUGGAAUUGGUCAUCGUGGAAAUUGUUUACAAGUAAGUAUUUAAACACAUUCUACUUUACUUCCAAAAUUGCUUAGAAUAAGUAUAAUUAGUUUGUUGGAUUUGGGAAGUGGAAUUGAUAGGUUAAUCUGUCUUAUUUUAAGUGGAGUCAUAUUCUUCUGACUUCUGUCAAACUCUUCCCAUUUUCUGUGUGUGGAAUCCCUUCAUUAGGUUGUACAAACUCUUCCCAUUUUCUGUGUGUGGAAUCCCUUCAUUAGGUUGU
Messenger RNA from Hordeum vulgare subsp. vulgare (domesticated barley), 929 nucleotides. RefSeq lists its product as uncharacterized. The coding region runs from base 1 to 654 and encodes 217 amino acids. Lineage: Eukaryota; Viridiplantae; Streptophyta; Magnoliopsida; Poales; Poaceae. The record is from RefSeq and is a predicted model, not a curated record. The transcript has 4 exons.